Molecule: messenger RNA, 1171 nt
Organism: Drosophila nasuta
Lineage: Eukaryota; Metazoa; Arthropoda; Insecta; Diptera; Drosophilidae
Gene: Or67d
Product: Odorant receptor 67d
Exons: 3
Coding region: 1-1164 (387 amino acids)
Biological process (GO): detection of chemical stimulus involved in sensory perception of smell; sensory perception of smell
Cellular component (GO): plasma membrane
Molecular function (GO): odorant binding; olfactory receptor activity
Source: RefSeq, a predicted model, not a curated record
AUGCAGGAUUCAGCUGCAACGCGGUUCUGCAAGAUUAUCAAACUGAUUCGAUUCUGUGUGGGAAUCUGUGGCACAGAUGUCGCUGAUCCCGAGUAUCGAAUGUGGGCUCUCACCUAUGCAGUCAUCGCUGUAAUCUUUUUCUUCUUCGCCUCCACCGUCUACACACUUUAUGUGGGUGUUAUCCUGGAGAAGGAUUACACUGUAAUCCUGCAGGCUUUCGCCAUGGUUGGCUCAGCUGUUCAGGGACUGACCAAGCUGCUCUGCACUGUGAACAGAGCUCCAUUAAUGCGUCACAUCCAAGGCACCUACGAGUCCAUCUACCAGGAGUACGAGGUGCAGGGAGGCGAGUACACCAAGUAUCUGCAUAGACGCAUCAAUCUAUUCUGGAAUCUAAUGAUUGCCUUCGCUUGGAUUUACAUUAUUCUCGUGGCCGGAUUGACUUGCUAUCCCAUCUACAGUCGCAUUUUUCGCAACGAAAAGCUGCUUGUGAUGCAGUUUCUGGUGCCUGGAAUCGAUAGAGACAGCGACAGUGGACACUUGAUGUUGAUCACUCUUCAUGUUACUUGUUUGAGCUUCGGUGCAUUUGGCAACUUUGGUGGCGACAUGUAUCUCUUUCUCUUCAUCACAAAUGUGCCACUGUUGAAGGACAUUUUUAAGGUGAAGCUACACGAAUUCAACGAUGUGGUCCAAGAGAACGCAGAUCAUAAACAGAUUCGUUCCAUGCUCUGGGAUUUAAUUUCAUGGCAUCAACGUUACGUGUCUAUUCUGCGUAGCACUGAAAAAAUCUACAACAUUGUCAUGUUUGUGCAACUUUUGUCGGCUUGUGUUGGAAUUCUUUGCACCAUUUCGUGCAUUUUUAUCAAAGUUUGGCCCGCUGCUCCUGUCUACUUGAUCUACUCCUUCAUCGUACUCUACACCUUUUGUGGUCUGGGCACAAUUGUCGAGACUUCGAACCUGGACUUUACCUUUGAGCUCUACACGAACUGUUUGUGGUAUGAAUUGCCUGUAAAGGAGCAAAAGUUGUUGAUUUUAAUGCUGGCCAAGUCGCAAAAUGAAAAGGCUUUAACUGCAGCUUCUGUUUUACCCCUUUCGAUGAACACAGCUCUCAGGUUGACCAAAGGCAUCUACAGCUUCAGCAUGCUGUUAAUUACUUACUUGGAGUAGUCACAAA